Messenger RNA from Sordaria macrospora k-hell, 735 nucleotides. RefSeq lists its product as uncharacterized. The record is from RefSeq and is a predicted model, not a curated record. NCBI's taxonomy places the organism in Eukaryota, Fungi, Ascomycota, Sordariomycetes, Sordariales, Sordariaceae. Gene Ontology annotation, molecular function: hydrolase activity, acting on ester bonds. Gene Ontology annotation, biological process: lipid metabolic process.
AUGGCCGCUCUGAGAGCUUGGUUUCUUUGGACUGCGCUGUGGACAGCACAAUGUGCUUCGUAUGCCAUCCCCGACAAUAAUACUAGAGGUAGCAGCAACACAUCACCCGCGGAUGCAUUAUCUCCUCUCGUACGUCGGGAGGAAUCUUCCACGGUCUCCUUGGGCUUUGUCCAACGCUGGGCAACCAUAGGCGACUCAUUCACAGCGGGAAUCGGGUCGGGACAACGACAAGGCCGCUUCUUCUCAUCCGACUGGCAGUGCUCCCGCUACUCGCACAUAUGGCCCUACCUCGUCAACAUGUACAUUGGUUCUGCCUCCAAGGACUUCCAGUUCCCCCCGUGCAGCGGCGCCCGCUCGCAGGGCGUCUACCAGCAGGCCAAAGACCUCGCGGGCAACCUCGACGUGGUGAUGCUCACGGCGGGAGAGAGCGCCUGCGCGGCUGUGAUCAACAAGGCCCAAGAAAAUAUCGAUACUAUUCUCAAGCCCAACUUGCGUGAGAUCCUCGAGGCCCUUGCGCCCAAGAUGCGAAGCGACAAGAAUGGCAUUGUCGUCUACAACAGCUACGCCCCUUUCUUCGAAACUGACAGUGAGGAUUGCGCGACAAACGAGCAAUGGACCAAGCCUGAGUGGCAGGCGUGGGAAUUUUGGAACUUGGCCCGCAACCUACUCCCACUGACCGCCGCCCGCCGCCAGCGGUUCAACCAGCUGGUCGACAGCAUCAACAAGGCUAUCUGA